AUGAUCCGUUCGCCCUCCCAUUGGCUACUUUCGAUCGAGACCCAAGCCAUCAAUGUCACCAGUGUGUUUAUCGCCGUGCAACAGGCCGCCCUAGACGUUUCGCAUCUCUCGGGUUUUGCACCAAGGACAUUCAUCUACACAGUAAAUAUUCGGAGCGUUACAAUACUCCCGUCAUUUCUCGACUCAGGCAUGGGCAAAUUCUAUUAUGGCGACGAACAGAAGGCCGACGGAACGGCAAAGACGCAGGGCCCGUGGCUUCAGAUAUUCGUCAAGGGCAUAAGAUCUGCCUCGCCUGACGACCGUUACCCGUAUAGGAUCAAGACCAAAGAGCCCUUUUUCUGGAUCGCCGACACUAAUUGGGAGCUUUUCCACAAGCUCAAAGGCACAGAUGUCGACCUGUAUCUCGCGGGUCGCGCUGGCUUUACUUUCCUGCGCCCCUGGGAUUCUCGCAAGAACUACUUCACAUGCGCGACGAAUUUAGACGUCCUCGCCACCGACUAG
Molecule: messenger RNA, 501 nt
Organism: Ilyonectria robusta
Lineage: Eukaryota; Fungi; Ascomycota; Sordariomycetes; Hypocreales; Nectriaceae
Exons: 2
Coding region: 1-501 (166 amino acids)
Source: RefSeq, a predicted model, not a curated record